GUUUCUCCUCAUCGAUCAGGUGCACUCAGCAACCUUUACUGGCUUCCGUCGCUUAGUCUUCUCUUGUGUUUCUUCCCAUUCCCGCCCUCGCUCAUACAUUCGUUUGAACACCUAGCUCCCAUAGGCCACUGCUAUUCACCCUCAUCUCCCUUAAUAGAACUAAUAGGCUGUUUGUGAAACGCGUCAGCUCCGAUUCAUCGUAAAAACCGCUACGAGCCUCCUUCUGCUAGCCACCAACAACCGCCCAACAUGUUGCCCAAAGCCUGGCUCUCUGUUUUUAUCCUGACCGUCGCAUCGUCGGCCUUUACCCUCGAGGAUCUACACAUGGACGGCAUCAACCAGUACCUACACCAGGGUAAGAGGCAGGACGCCGAAGGCACUGGCGGCUCAUCGCCAUCCGCCACGCCCGCGCCAUCGUCAGCAGCACCACCUGCUUCAUCCGCCGCACCACCUGCCACAUCGUCGGCCGCACCUCCAGCAACAUCCGCGACUCCCGAGCCAGAACCCUCAACCACCAACAGCCCACCGCCGUCGGACGAUCCCACAUCCGACGCUCCCGCACCUUCGACCACCGCCGCACCCACUAGUGAUGGCGGCAACAACAACAAUAACAACAACGACGCUUCAACAACCGCGGCGGGCACGAGUCGCACUGGUGGAGGUGGCGGCGCCGGUAACUCACCAAGUCCCACCCAAGAAGGCAGCUCUUCCGUAAGAACGACCCCGAUUGUCAGGACUUCCGCCCUCUUCUCCACCUCGGUGUUCGAGUAUACCACGACUGUCGACACAACCCUGAGCGAUGGCAGAGUAACCAAAGCGACCUCGACAGGCACCAGCACUUCCGUCUCCUCCACUGGUGAAGCCGUCAUCACCGACCCACCCACCGCACAAGCAGGCGACAGCGACAAUGGCGGCGGCAUCAGUGACUCCAACAAGAAGGUUAUCGGAGGUGUUGUCGGUGGUAUUGGCGGAGCCCUCCUUCUCGGCGGCAUUGCCCUUGUCUUCUGGCGCAUGAAGAAGCGCCAAGCACGUGUUCACGAAGACGACGACGACCUCAUGGCCGGCACCGGCUCAGCCCUCGGUGACAAGCCCCAGAAUGGUACUGGUUCAUCGCCUUUCCAGUCAAACUUGGAGCAGUACCACAACCCAGGAGGACGCCCCAACGCAGCUGCCAACUUCUAGGCGAAGCGCAGCCCACCCAAAGUACAUAGGCCUAUGAGGGUCCAUUACGAUACCAAUGACUAUCUGCGGAACUUGUCUGAGCUAGAAGCGAUUUUGAGAA
Messenger RNA from Alternaria rosae, 1282 nucleotides. RefSeq lists its product as uncharacterized. The record is from RefSeq and is a predicted model, not a curated record. The transcript has a single exon. The coding region runs from base 250 to 1182 and encodes 310 amino acids. Lineage: Eukaryota; Fungi; Ascomycota; Dothideomycetes; Pleosporales; Pleosporaceae.